Papaver somniferum (opium poppy) is the source of this 1212-nucleotide messenger RNA. RefSeq names its product bZIP transcription factor 60-like. Gene Ontology annotation, biological process: regulation of DNA-templated transcription. Gene Ontology annotation, molecular function: DNA-binding transcription factor activity. The transcript is spliced from 4 exons. NCBI's taxonomy places the organism in Eukaryota, Viridiplantae, Streptophyta, Magnoliopsida, Ranunculales, Papaveraceae. Bases 39 to 1145 code for a protein of 368 amino acids. The record is from RefSeq and is a predicted model, not a curated record.
AUUUUUUUUUUUUUUUUGUGUUUUAUUUUAUCCUCAUAAUGGUAGAUGGAGAACUAGAAUUUCUUGAUCAAAUCGAUUUUGAAAACCUUUUUGAUAAUAUCUCAGAAGAUUUUGAUUUGUUUGAGAAGGAUUUUCUUCCUCUUCCUCAGGAUGAAGUAAUUCCAAAUUCGUGUGAUUCUCCAUGGAGUGAGGUUGAGCAACUUUUGAUGAACGAUGAUUUUGACAAUAAACAAGCAAUAGUGGUUGAUGAUGAUCUGGGGAAUUCAGAGAUUUCUGAUACUUUCUUUUCUGAUCUUCUUGCUGAUGUGGUUGGUGUUGUUGAGGAGGGAUCAUCUGGUGCUGCUGUUGUCGAGGUUAGGGUUUGUGAUGGGGAUUGUUCGAAUCCAGAAUCUAAUGGAUCUGAUGAUAAUAGUGGUGAGAAGGGAAGUCCUGAUGAUUGUUCGAACCCAGAAUCCAAUGUAUCUGAUGAUCAUAGUGGUGAAAAAGGAAGUCCUGAUGACAAAGAAGAUGAAGAAGAAGAGAACAAGGAUGAUCCAAUCAGUAAGAAACGCAAAAGACAGAUUAGGAACAGAGAUGCUGCUUUAAGAUCAAGGGAGAGGAAAAAGAUGUAUGUGAAAGAAUUAGAGGUGAAAAGUAGAUAUCUCGAAAACGAAUGUAGAAGAUUGCAGCAUUUACUUCAUUGCUGUUACGCGGAGAAUCAUAAUCUCCACCUACAAAUUGGUGCUUCCAUGGCCGCCAAGCAGGAGUCUGCCGUACUCUUCUUGGAAUCCCUGCUGUUGGGUUCCCUGCUUUGGUUCCUGGGCAUCGUGUGCCUCCUCCUGUUUCCUCCACAAGGGCUGGAAGUGGUCUUCCCAAGUCGUCAUCCUCCAGCAAACGAGCUGGUGGUAAGCGUGGGAGACGAUCUAGCAAGGACAACAGGAUAUAAGACAACUGGUUUUGGGGCAUUACGACUCUUUUUUAAGAGAGAACGGUCAAAGAUGAGAACAUUGGGUCUUAUAUCGCCAUUAUCAUUAGGGGUAGCCCCUCUAGCGACUGCUCUAGUAGACUUGAAUUUUCAAUCAGCCAAGUUGGCCUAUCUACUGAUUACCUGGGUGCAAGUACAUCUGCCACCAAGGCGCAUCUUGGAGAGAAAAAACUAUGCCUAGUUUUUUUUAUCAUUCAUCCAUCUUAAACAGUGGAGAAGACAAGUAUUUCAAGUUAAUUUUUAGCCAA